GUGACGCGGGAAGAGAUCGAACGCGCGGCGAACGCGCGAGGAUUGACGCUGGAGACGAAGUUUUACGGACCGGUGUUCAAGAUGGAGGCGCGACGGAUGAGGACGGGGCGGGGGGGGGAGGGAGAGGCGGACGUCGUGGCGACGCACGACGGGUUCGUGGCGCCGCCGCCGUUUGGGAUAUUGCACAUGGAUAGCAUGCGCGUGUAUAACUCUAAAGUGAGCGAGCGCGAGCGCGGGAAGAUGCGAAGCACGUUUGGGAUCGCGAUUUUGCUCGGGACGAUGUCUCUGCUCGAGGGGGCGGAGGCGGGGUGUAAAAAGUGCGAGUUGCUCGCGAUCGACGACGGGAACGGGUACGCGGAGAAAUUGGUGAGGUAUUACGGUCGAUUGGGGUUUGAAACCGUGCGCGUGGUGGGCGAGAACGGAUUGCGCGAUAUACCGGAUUUAUUGGUGUGGGGUGGCGUGGGAACGCGAAUGAAUGGCGACGUGGACGCGUUGUUGGCAAAGUGGGGCGGCGUGAUUCGCAAACAGCUUUCGAGAGAUUGA
Messenger RNA from Ostreococcus lucimarinus CCE9901, 543 nucleotides. RefSeq lists its product with no specific name. The annotation marks the transcript as partial. The record is from RefSeq and is a predicted model, not a curated record. The transcript has a single exon. Lineage: Eukaryota; Viridiplantae; Chlorophyta; Mamiellophyceae; Mamiellales; Bathycoccaceae.